Schistocerca cancellata (South American locust) is the source of this 4950-nucleotide messenger RNA. It is a transcript of the gene Vmat, whose product is annotated as synaptic vesicular amine transporter. The transcript is spliced from 13 exons. The record is from RefSeq and is a predicted model, not a curated record. Gene Ontology annotation, cellular component: terminal bouton; synaptic vesicle membrane. NCBI's taxonomy places the organism in Eukaryota, Metazoa, Arthropoda, Insecta, Orthoptera, Acrididae. Gene Ontology annotation, molecular function: serotonin:sodium:chloride symporter activity. The coding region runs from base 176 to 1702 and encodes 508 amino acids. Gene Ontology annotation, biological process: transmembrane transport; aminergic neurotransmitter loading into synaptic vesicle.
GCGGCGCGGGGCUCGCAGGGAGCCGCAGCGGCCGCGCCACGCGCCACGCACCGCCAUGGACGGCCAGCGCACACCCAGCCACUGCCUCCGCCGGUACACCUGGUAGGCGGCCGCAGCCCGCUCCUCCUCCUCUGCGUCGCCUGUCCGGCCUUGCCGCUGUCGGGCCGGGGUCAGGAUGACGGUGGUCCAGGACUGCGUGGGUGGCACGCGCCUCAACGGGCUGCUGCAGCGCUGCCGGGAGUCGCGCAAGCUGGUGCUCGUCAUCGUCGCCAUAGCUCUCCUGCUCGACAACAUGCUGCUCACCACCGUCGUGCCCAUCAUCCCGGAGUUCCUGUACGACAUCCGCCACCCCAACGAGAGCCACGGCGCCGUGGACAGUGCGGAGCCGACCCCGCCGCCCCCACCAACCACCGCCGCCCCCACCACCGCCGCCCCCACGGACUCCACUGAAGACCAGGCCCGGCUCGAGUUCCUCACCGACCACACGACCGUCUCCCCGGACGCAGACAACGUGACGACGACCCUCUCUCCCGAAGAGCAGCGCCGCAGGCAGCGGCACAAGGACCUCAUCGAGGAGACGGUGGCAGUCGGCAUGAUGUUCGCGUCCAAGGCCUUCGUCCAGCUGCUCGCCAACCCCAUCGUCGGACCGCUCACUCACAAGAUUGGAUACAGCAUUCCCAUGUUCACUGGUUUCAUCAUAAUGUUUAUUUCGACCUUGAUCUUCGCUUUCGGCCGGAGCUACGGUGUCCUCUUCCUGGCUCGCGCUCUGCAAGGCAUCGGCUCUUCCUGCUCCAGUGUUUCUGGAAUGGGGAUGCUGGCGGAGCGCUACCCGGACGACAAGGAGCGCGGCAACGCGAUGGGCAUCGCGCUGGGCGGGCUGGCGCUCGGAGUGCUGAUUGGUCCGCCCUUCGGUGGCGUCAUGUACGAGUUCGUCGGCAAGUCGGCGCCCUUCCUCGUGCUGUCGGCGCUCGCCCUCGGAGACGGCCUGCUGCAGUUGCUGAUGCUUCAACCGGGUGUGGUGCGCCAGGACUCUGACCCUCCAUCGCUCAAGGCUCUCGUCAUGGACCCGUACAUCAUCAUUGCUGCAGGAGCCAUCACGUUCGCCAACAUGGGUAUCGCAAUGCUGGAACCGUCGCUGCCGAUCUGGAUGAUGGACACGAUGGGGGCCGGCCGCUGGAAGCAGGGUGUCACCUUCCUGCCAGCGUCUAUCUCCUACUUGGUGGGCACCAACCUGUUUGGACCGCUCGGACACCGCAUGGGACGAUGGCUAGCGUCGAUGCUUGGACUGAUUAUAAUUGGAAUCUGCUUAAUGUGUAUCCCUCUGGCGCGCAACAUCAACCACCUGAUCGUGCCGAACGCUGGGCUGGGAUUCGCCAUCGGCAUGGUGGACAGCUCCAUGAUGCCAGAGCUGGGCUACCUCGUGGACAUCCGCCACACCGCCGUCUACGGCAGCGUCUACGCCAUCGGCGACGUCGCCUUCUGUCUUGGAUUCGCUAUUGGCCCUGCACUCAGUGGAUCGCUGGUGAAGAGCAUCGGCUUCGAAUGGAUGCUGUUCGGCAUCGCCAUCUUGAACUUCAUGUACGCGCCGCUCAUGUACCUGCUCAAGAGCCCACCGACCAAGGAGGAGAAGCGGUCGCUGAUCCUGGGCGAGAAGUCGUCGGUGCGCUACGUGACGUACCAGAACGAGGAGGACGAGGAAUAAGAGGGGCAGACUUCCGCCAGCUCGCGGGGCUGCCAGGGAGGGGCCGAGAGCUGCUCCCGCCGCCAGAUAUCGCCGCUCACACCCCGACUGGACUACAAGACGACGCGACUCUGGCACCACCACCAGCCAGCCAGAGGACGGACUCCGCCGAAUCAGCUGCAGCGCUGCAAACAACGGUUCCAGGGACCCGAGAGCACGCUGCAGACGGCACGGGGCAGCCCAGUCCACCACUCGCAUCUCGUCAGAGCACACUUCUACACGAUUCUCACGUAUUUCACGAACGUGACAACUUCGCUACCGACGACGUCAACCUGUACAAGGGCAACACUCGCCUCGACGUACAAAACCCAGGCAUCUACGAGAUAAUAUGUACAAUCGCGACAUUCUAUUGCAGGCUUCUUCUUACCACUUACGUCAUAUACAUACGUCUACGGUCUUGUUAACGCAACUUUACCGAGACGGACGAUUAGAAGACCUGCAAUACUUCGGGCGAGGACCAAGGUUUUUUCCUAACUCAAAACUAUUAUCAUCCAAAUGCUUGAAAGUUAUUGUAGAGUAUUCCAUAUUUUUUCAGCUUUGAGUAACAAAAAUAUGAGAAAAAAAUCCCAAAUAUUUAUGAUAGAUAUUGUUGUUCGUAAAAUUUGAAAUUAUUUUUUUAUGGCUCUGUUGAAAUAUAUGAUAUAAAUACUCACACAUGGGGGGCUUAUGAAAAGUUAAUUGAUAAGAGUAAACGCAUUAUUUUGAUACUCCUCUAAACUUCUGUUGUAUGUAUUCAUAAUUAUCCCCUCAUAACUUAUGCUAAUACUCCCUUCUCUUCGAAUUUCAUACCAAAGAGCGAAUAGUUUCUGAAACAAAAUGCUUGAAGAGAGUAGUACUUAAAUAUGCUUAAUGCUCGAAAUAUUUUAGUGACCUUUGUUAUAUAUUAACGUCAGUAAUGUGAUAACCCAUCAUUCCAUUUUCUGAAGACAAUCCUUGUAUACGUAAAUAUUCCUCUUUUUCCUUCAGACAUCGUGAUAAUUCAUACAGUACGUUAACUGUUACACACAUGUAGUCUAUUCAUUUCCCUUCAUACCGAUAUUUUCGUGCAGCGAAUACUUCCAAAGCUACUCUAUUUUAGACAUUUACAAAAAUAUGUCAACAGAAAUGACAAGUCGAUUAUUUAUGUAUUUACGUCAGUAUUUCUCCAAUCAUUUUUCGCUUAUGUUUGUAUUUUCUUUCUGUUUACUUCCGUCUGCAGUCCCACAGUAUUUUAUAAAUGAUGCAAUGUUCCACAUGGACUGUUAUUAAAUUUAUUUACAGUUACGAUUUCGGCCAUUGUGUCAUCCUGAAGUAAUAGCGCUGUGUGAAAUACGCCAAUGCGUAUUUAGUACUGUUAAAAUGAAAUCGUCCUUGUGUAACCUACAUUUACAAAUUUCAUAUGCGCGAAAACAGAAUACCUAGUGAUCUAUAUAAAAAGGACGUAACACUUCAGAGGAUAAUUCUUAUACAGUUCAUGCAGGUAAAUACUGCACUCUUAUUUAUAACUAUGCGUGCACCAGUUGCAGUACUUGAUAAAUUUAAUAACAAACCAGAUGGAACAUUCUGGACUUCCUUUUUCUCCCUUUUUUCUUUGAGAAUUUUCUGCACAUUUAUCGUUUCAUUGUUCCUAAACAUUCCUGUAUCUACAAUAAAUAGAUACGAUAUGCUUCUUUGCAAAUGACAUCAAAUUUAACACCUAUUCGUUAAAAUUAACACCCAUCAUUUAUCACUUUGAAAAUACAGAAUAUUACUAAUUUAAGUAGUAGCUUAACAAACGGUAAACAUAUCUUCAUAUCCAAGUUAUUUCUGGGAGAAAUAAGCUGCGUGAGGAACAAUCACUCAAAAGUACUAUAACACGAACCUCCGCUUGAAACAGUAGUGCAAAAGAACCUGAAAUUGCAUAGAUUAGAGUAGUUAUGAAGAUGUACACAUUGGAGCCAUAAAACAGGGUACACUACUGCUUGCUUUUGUAAGACGGUGUCAGUCUUUUAAAACGCUUCUUCUUUUGUAUAUAUCCAUUUCUACACUCUUAUAAGUAUACUUAUUUUCAUCGUUGGUAUGGAAUCUGUGAGUUCCGCAUAUUUAUCAGUUGCAUGCCUAAAGUUCACAAUACCCAGAGAACACUCCUUUGUUUUGGCCAGGUACAGUUUUAAUAUUCUCCCUUUGUUGUACAAGUCAAAUAGCGGUUGCAGUAUUGAUAACCGCUCAGGACAGGAGCCACCCAAGGAUAUCUAAAUCCAGGAAACUAAAACACGGACAUUCAUAAUAGGAGUGCCGUUAUCCCACGCGGUUCUGGAUACCCAAAUUCUAAAUUUUGCUCAUUAAGGACAGCAGCCCGUUAUUUGAUUCUGUGAAUGGCUGCACAGAAUCAGCACAGAGGGUUUUAUUGUCGACUGUCCAUUUCGGUACUUCGUUUCGGAUAUACAAAAAUUUUUCGCUCUGAAGAAGCUUGAAUGUUGUUGUAUAAGGCGCUCCUAUAAAAACACGCCCGAAAAAGACGCAUUUCACUCUAUUGUCACAAUCUUUGUAAGGCUCUUGUGCAUAUGUUAAACUGUACCCAAUUUGAGACAGGCAGGUUAAAAAUAAACGAAUUUGCCACUCUUGUAUCUAUACUAAAGAAGAAUGCACUUCUCAUUUCGUGUCUACGCUUUUAAACAUUUGGCUAUGGACGUUAAGGUAUCCUGAGGAAUGGACGGAAACAACGAUUUCCCUUAGGAGAUAAGAUACACAGUAUUAUCGUGUAUAGCUAACAUAAGGUGUAUCAACAAAAAAAAUGUUCUGUUUUGUGUAUGCUGAAUGUUGUUUUUAUUAAGAACAUUACGGUCGUUCUUCAGACGAGUUGCUCUCUGAGUAGUACUUGUGAACAGACAAUAAAAUGUCAAGAUAAAACACACUUGCUGCAACAAUAACGAAAUUUAUUCAAUGAUGCAUUGUUUGCACGCAAUGUAAAAGCUGGUAUGGGUCCGAAAACAGUAAAACUGUACAUAUAAGAUAGUAACAAUUGUGCCGGCACGUGGCUUAUGCUACGGUCGGUUCGUAUGUUCAUAAUCUUAUUGGUAUUAUUGUAUAAAUACGAUGCAUAACUAUAUUUACUAUGUGUGAUAUGUAAACAAGUCCUCUUAAGGUAUCCCCAACAUCAGUGUUGCAUUCCGUGUCAUUUUAAGUGGAGUGCUUCAAUUGCUGUAUGAUGUUCGCUGAAAUGUGGUGCAAAUAAAUGGAUAAAAUGAUAA